UGCAGGUAUCAAAUAAAAUAUGCUGUUGUCAAUAGGAAUGCUGAUGUUGUCUGCCACUCAGAUAUACACUAUUUUGACUGUUCAGUUAUUUGCUUUCCUGAAUCUCUUACCUGUGGAGGCAGAUAUUUUAGCAUAUAACCUUGAAAAUGGAACCCAGACCUUUGAUGAUCUACCUGCUAGAUUUGGCUACAGACUGCCAGCAGAAGGGCUGAAGGGUUUCCUAAUAAAUUCGAAACCAGAGAAUGCAUGUGAGCCUAUAGCCCCGCCUCCACUGAGAGACAACUCCUCCGGUGCUUUUAUCGUGUUAAUUCGAAGGCUUGAGUGCAACUUCGAUAUCAAGGUUUUAAACGCACAGAGAGCUGGAUACAAGGCAGCCAUCGUUCACAAUGUGGAUUCUGACGACCUCAUAAGCAUGGGAUCCAACGACAUUGAGAUUUUAAAGAAGAUUGACAUUCCUUCUGUCUUUAUCGGUGAGACAUCAGCUAAUUCUCUUAAAGAAGAAUUUACUUAUGAAAAGGGUGGCCAUGUUAUGUUAAUCCCAGAGUUCAGUCUUCCUUUGGAGUACUACUUAAUCCCUUUCCUAAUAAUAGUAGGGAUCUGUCUUAUUCUCAUCGUCAUAUUUAUGAUCACAAAAUUCGUGCAAGACAGACACAGAGCAAGAAGGAAUCGGCUUAGGAAGGAUCAGCUUAAGAAACUUCCUGUACAUAAGUUUAAGAAAGGAGAUGAGUACGAUGUGUGUGCCAUUUGUCUGGAUGAAUAUGAGGAUGGAGACAAGCUCAGAAUCCUUCCGUGCUCUCACGCAUAUCACUGCAAGUGUGUAGACCCGUGGCUGACAAAAACCAAGAAGACGUGUCCUGUCUGUAAGCAAAAAGUGGUUCCUUCCCAGGGGGACUCUGACUCAGAAACAGACAGCAGCCAGGAGGAGAACGAGGUGUCUGAAAACACCCCCUUGCUCAGGCCGCUGGCCUCGGUCAGCACACAGUCAUUUGGGGCUCUGUCCGAGUCCCACUCCCACCAGAACAUGACCGAGUCCUCAGAGUACGAGGAGGACGACAAUGACAACAUCGACAGCAGUGAUGCCGAAAACGGAGUCACUGAAGAAAGCGUGGUGGUUCAGCUGCAGCCCAGCGACGAACGGGAGUACCGGGUGGCAAACACUGUGUGAGACUACUAAUAAUGAGUAGCGUAUGAACAAAAGAGUUCUUGAGGCUAUACUUUACACACCUUUACGUAGGGAAUAUAUUUUAAUCUGUAAUCCAUUUGGUUUCUUCAAUAGGAGCAGCAGUUCAUGUAGUAGCACUAUGGUUAAGUCAUUACCGAUAGAUUUAUUUUUGAUUCGGGUAUUCAGUCACACGUUCUGUCUUCUCAAAAUGAACAGUUUAACUGGACUUCACAAUGCUAAUAAAUAAUAGUUUAU
Mesitornis unicolor (brown roatelo) is the source of this 1417-nucleotide messenger RNA. RefSeq names its product ring finger protein 13 (gene RNF13). Gene Ontology annotation, cellular component: nucleoplasm; cytoplasm. Gene Ontology annotation, molecular function: ubiquitin protein ligase activity. The record is from RefSeq and is a predicted model, not a curated record. Bases 20 to 1165 code for a protein of 381 amino acids. The transcript is spliced from 9 exons. Gene Ontology annotation, biological process: ubiquitin-dependent protein catabolic process; positive regulation of DNA-templated transcription; protein ubiquitination. Lineage: Eukaryota; Metazoa; Chordata; Aves; Mesitornithiformes; Mesitornithidae.